AAACAACGUUAAGAUAUGUGAAAGACACUACUUAGCGAAAACAAAACUUAAAAUACAACUAAAAAAAAACGGAGUAUGUUUCCGGCAAGGGGGUAUAUGCUCAGUGUGCUAACUGUUAAAAUACCACUGGUCCAUCUGCCUAGCUGUUAGUUUUGGCUAACUUUUAGCAUAGUUUGCUAACUCAACGGAAAAGUAGUUUUCAGAGAUGCACUGUGUCGUGACGGGAGGAAACGUGAAAGUGUUGGCCAAAGCGGUCCAUUCUCUGUCCAGGAUCGGCGAUGAGCUGUAUGUAGAGCCUCAGGAAGAUGGGCUGGCCCUGCGGUCUGUCAACUCCUCUCGGUCGGCAUAUGCUUGUUUCCUGUUCGCACCACUCUUCUUUAGCAGGUACUCCAUUCCCAAUGGACACACCUUCCGCUGCAAGAUGGCAAUAAAGAGUGUGCAGGCUGUGUUCAGAUCUCUGGCAACCCUGGAGAAGACCGUGGAAAAGUGUCACAUCGAGCUGGAUGAACAAAAGGACCGGCUCACUUUCACUCUGCACUGCAAACAUGGCCUCCUGAAGACACAUAACCUGUCUUUCCAGGACAGUGAAAGUUUACAGGCAGUGUUUGAUAAAGACAGCUGUGCCAACGUAUUCAGAGCCCAGCCCAGGUUGCUGGUCGACACAGUGGUGCACUUCCCUGCGUCUUUGGAAGAAGUGACUGUAUCAGUGAGCGAUGAACGGAUGUGGGUCAGGAACCAUGUGGAGGAAGAAGCAGAGCAGUCCAAGGUCAUGUUGACAGAGCUGUGUCUGGCUUCAGACGAGUUCGACCAUUUUGCCGUCAAAGCUCACAGCAGCAUCACCUUUUGUCUGAAGGAAUUACGGGGUUUGUUAGUGUUUGCAGAGUCCACUGGUCUCCCUGUUUCUAUGUACUUUGAUGAGCCAGGAAGCCCUGUGGUGCUUUCAGUAACAGACAGCGUCCUGGAGGGAAACUUUGUGCUGGCCACACUUUCCGAAGAUCCCAACCUUCGUAAAAACAACAGUAAAGGAGCACACACACAGCCCCCGCCCCCUCCAGAUGACUUCAUGAAUGACGACAUAGACUCCUAUCUAAUCGCCAUGGAUACCAGUAUUGCGCCAGGUCCCUCGGCUACAGGUCCUUCCACAGCCUCAUUAGCUGAUUCCACGUGUUCAAAACAGUCUGCUGCUGCCACUCUCAGGACAAAGACACACAGAGAGGAGGAGGAGGAAAACACAGAGGAAGAUGAAACAGAUGAUUCAGAAAGACCACCUAAUAAGAAGUUCCGUUCCCUCUUCUUUGGAUCGGUACUUCCCCUGUCCUCUCAGAUGAGCACUCAGCCAGUGAUGUGCCAGGAGGUGUUGGCCAGUGACAGUGAGGACGAAAGUCAAGUAGAGUAAACGUGGACUGAUGGGCGAGAGGAGAGAAAUAGACUGAACUGACAGCAGGAGCACUGUUACACCGUGACACCUGGAAUACUUGAAACUGAGGACAUGGACAUCUUGGAUGCUAAUUUUCAUUAUUGUUUGCCACCUGGACCUGGUUGAUAUGCAGAGUUCGUCAGUGCAGAAAUGGUGCAUUCCACAUGAUCACUGGAUUAUAAUGUUCAUGGUGGACUUGAAAGUCUGGGAUAAUGUGAAACACUUCUAGUUUAUGUUUGUUUGGACUUUGCCCGCUUUGUAAUCAAGAUGCAGCGUAUUAAGUCCCAACAAAUAAACAAACUUAUUUUUCAAAGUA
Stegastes partitus (bicolor damselfish) is the source of this 1733-nucleotide messenger RNA. It is a transcript of the gene rad9a, whose product is annotated as RAD9 checkpoint clamp component A. The record is from RefSeq and is a predicted model, not a curated record. NCBI's taxonomy places the organism in Eukaryota, Metazoa, Chordata, Actinopteri, Pomacentridae. Gene Ontology annotation, cellular component: checkpoint clamp complex. Gene Ontology annotation, biological process: DNA repair; cellular response to ionizing radiation; mitotic intra-S DNA damage checkpoint signaling. The coding region runs from base 206 to 1396 and encodes 396 amino acids. The transcript has 12 exons.